Messenger RNA from Olea europaea var. sylvestris, 684 nucleotides. RefSeq lists its product as uncharacterized. The record is from RefSeq and is a predicted model, not a curated record. The coding region runs from base 1 to 684 and encodes 227 amino acids. NCBI's taxonomy places the organism in Eukaryota, Viridiplantae, Streptophyta, Magnoliopsida, Lamiales, Oleaceae. The transcript is spliced from 2 exons.
AUGGGGCAACCAUUGAUAUUCAAUUUGAAAGCAGCGGUGUCAUUAUACCACUAUUCAAUUAAGUUCCCCACUUUCCAUGGUAUGGACGAAGUCAAAGGAAACAGGGCUCUCAUCGAUACAUGUCAAUUGAAAGCCUACGACCGCAGUCAAUGCAUCCUCUCGAGAGUGCAUAUGGCUCAUGUAUGGGAUUCCAAACUCAGUUCACUAGACCAGAGGAUCAAAAUCGAAGGAGGAAAACCCGUCGAAGAGUUGGAAGGAGUCCAAGUUUGUACAGACGAUCCGUCAAAAGAACUCCAAGUCAGGCGCGAGCUGCAACCCUCCACCCAAAGUAAAAUUGUGGCUUUUCUUAGACAGAACCUUGAUGUCUUUGCCUGGUUCCAUGGGGACAUGAGAGGAAUAGACCGCAAAAUUAUCUGCCACAAAUUGCAAAAACUGUUGCACAAUGAUUUCCUUCGAGAAGCAAAAUAUCCAAAGUGGGUCGCCAACUCGGUUCUUGUGAAAAAACACAAUAGAGAUUGGAGGGUAUACAUAGACUUCACCAACCUCAACAAAGCAUGCCCCAAAGACAAUUUUCCCCUACCAAGAAUAUAUCAAAUGGUGGAUGCCACUGCAGGACACGAACCACUCAGCUUCAUGGAUGCGUACUCCCGCUACAAUCAGAUACCAAUGUACGGCCCAGAUUAA